This is a messenger RNA of Xenopus tropicalis (tropical clawed frog), 4262 nucleotides long. RefSeq lists its product as uncharacterized. The transcript has 11 exons. NCBI's taxonomy places the organism in Eukaryota, Metazoa, Chordata, Amphibia, Anura, Pipidae. Bases 158 to 3214 code for a protein of 1018 amino acids. The record is from RefSeq and is a predicted model, not a curated record.
UCGUAGCCCCUCCCCCAACAAACUGAAAGUAAAUUCCUGUCUCAGAGCAGAGCAGGGAGUCACCGUGACAGAAAUAUCCUUCCAAUAAGUAAAUGGCCCCCGUGAGGGCUUUAUAACAUGAGGGAUAAGCCCCCCCCAGGCUGCACUGCCCCUCAGUAUGGGGCCCCCCAGCCUCUCCUGGUUCCUACUGAUCUCUCUCUCCCUCACAGGAACAGGUUCUUUAAGGGUAGAAAUGGGGGCGGAGCCUGUGAAAUCCCUGAGGAAUGAAGAAGCGUUUAUCCCGUGCUCUGUAACCGACUGGGGCCCCGGAGACAUUAGUCCCCCCAAACUGUCAGUUGAAUGGACCCAGAAAACCCUGAAUGGAAGUAAAGGGCCAGUGUAUCUGUAUAUGUCUGGGACUCACACCCCCACCCGGCCCGGAUCCUACAUAUCAGACCGGGACCUUAUAACCGGCAAUGUGGGGCUUCACUUACCCCGGGUUCAGUUCACAGAUGAAGGAGAAUAUACCUGCACUGUCAUUUAUACCCCUAAUAAAGCCGUGGGAGAGUCUGUCCUGCAGGUGUCAGCUCCCCCAGCCCCCAGCCUGACACCGACUGAUAUCACAAUGGAGCCCGGAACAGAGGCGACAGUUACGUGUGAGGCCAAUGAGUUUUAUCCCAAAGACAUAACUUUCCAGUGGAUCAAAUAUCCCCGAGGUUCUGGGAAUGUUCCGUUACAAAAAGGAGUCUCCUACACUCACCCAAUAGAUAAUGAAGAUGGAACCUUCAAUCAAAGUAGUUUUCUGCGGAUAAAUCCGACACUAGAAGAUAAUGGGAACGUCUAUUCCUGUAAUGUGUCCCACAGAUCCAUGGGAACUGAUCUGCAGCUCUGUCUCACUCUCUCCGUCACAGAGCCAGAUACCCCAAAAAGCCAAAUUACUGCAGCUGUGGUUGGAGCGGCCAUUGCAGUCGCACUUGUAGCUCUGAGCAUUUAUCUCUACAUUAUGUUCUGGCGGAAAGAGCCCCCCAAACUCUCUCCCAUUACCGGAGCGGAACAUUUGGUGCAUAUGAACGAGGCGACUCUCUCCUGCCCGAUCUCUGGUUUCCGGCCAAAGCCCAUAGACAUUCGUGUGUAUUUGAGAAGGAAAGAGGGGGAAGAGAUGGAAAUUUACCCCUGGAAAUCUGAGCCACAAACUGGUUCCUCUGCCCCACGGAACCAUGGGAACAAUUCAGCCGAGAUGGUUCAGUUGCUGCACAAAGGGGACGUCGAUAACUUGCCCCCAACACAGAGGCCGCUGAAAAUCAAUGUAUUUCCUGAUAUAAAAUCAAGUAAAAGGGGUAUUUCCAACUGUCAGUGCACAAUCCAUAUAACCCCCGACAUAGAGGAAGAUGAUGGGGCAGAACUGACUGUGAGGGUCACUCACUCUGCCCUGAAGGGCCCCAUCUCUGUGUCCUGUCGGCUGGAGGUCAGGGGAGUUAAACCCAAACUAUCAAAGAUCGUAUUCCCGCUCCGUAUCCUCCAUGAAGAACCCGUGACUCUGACCUGCCCCAUCAAUGGGUUCAAGCCAAAGCCGCUCUCUGUUACUUGGCUGAAAGUGGAUCCACUGGGUCAGGAAACAGAACUUCUGAGCUGGGAUCGGGGUACAACCGACAUCUGUGAUCCCCAAUAUUCCCAUCAGCUGGCGGAGAAUGAGAGAAAAUGGGAAAAAGAAGAAGACGACGAUCGCAUUAACUAUUUCCUAAGCAACGUGACCCUGUUGCCCACAGUGAGGGGGGAUCACGGGGCUCAGUACGUCUGUAGGACUCACCAUUACGCCACAGGGGAAAGGGCAGAGAAACGUAUGGAAAUGCAGGUUUUAGCUGCCCCAGAGUUGGGCCCCAUACAGAAAUCCCCAGAGAUUCUAUACGUUGGGGAAGAGAUGACGUUAUCCUGCAGAAUCCAUUCCUUCCACCCAGAGAUCCUGGGAGUUUGCUGGUAUAAGGGGGAUGAGCUCUUGGCAUCAAGCACUGAUCAAGCCCACCGGGGCGCCAAUCACCUGUUAGACUGUACCAGCCGUGCCACAUACAGGCCCAGUGUGAGGGACAUUGGGAAGAGCUUCCGGUGUGAGGUCUCUCAUGAGAGUCUCCAACAUCCUAAAUGUGUUUCCUGGGAACUGAAACAUCUGAUAAGUGAGCCGAGGGUAAGUGCUAUAAAGUGUCACCCUGAGGUCCCUGAGUGCAACCAACCUGCAACCUUAUCCUGCGCUAUAGAGAAUUAUUAUCCCAAAGUCCUCACCAUCCAAUGGUAUCGGGGGCUGAAAGUCAUCUCUAUUGAUAAUGAUCCAAAAGCUGCAGAGGAAGACCAAGAAUCAGGACUUUUCUCCAGAACCUCAGAAAUACAGAUCAUUCCAACUAUUAAUGACCACGGGACAGAAUUCUACUUGAAGAUCACUCAUGGCAUGAAGAACUUUGAAAAGAACUUUCCCAUGAAACUAAGAGGGCUGCCAGAUGUUAAAGAUAUAACUUGCAAUAAGUACCCCCCAAAAUAUGGAGAAGAACUAACCCUAAGCUGCGAGGUGAUUGGAUGCAGCGCCCGAGACAUCACAGCGAAAUGGCGAGAGGGCAAUAAUCCCAUAAAGAGAGAAAUGGAAGCAAAGACCCAAAUAGAUAGAGAUUCGGUCACAUUCCUCCUCACACUGACGCCCACAGCAGAGCAUCAUGGGAAAUUAUUCACCUGCCUGAUAAAGCACAAGGACCUACCCCAGCCGAUUAGGAAGAUUAUCUGCCUGAAGCUGCUGGAACCUUCCAACCCAUUGCCGGGAGCUGGAGCAUCAAAAGGAACAGAACCAGUAGGAGGUGUGGAUGCAUCAGGAGAUGAAGUGGAUGGAAGGAACCAGCGAAAACCAGCUUCAGGAAAUCAGUUGGAUGGAAGGAACCAGCCAGAAAUAGGAGAGAUUGAGUGUGUGACCCCCCCCAGCCCCAGGGAGGGAGAGGCCGUUACCCUUCAGUGCAUCAUUAGAGGGCAAGAUGUGCAACAUGGAGACUUCUCCUGGAGUGACGGGAUGUUCCCCAUUGAUGAAAGCCAAAUAGACAACUCCAACCUCCCUGAUGGCUCCGGCUGUAUCUCCAGGGUCACCUUCACUCCUGAUGAUGGGCAAAUCAGAUUUGAGGCCACGUUUAACUUCGUAACCACGGAGAGAACCUACCAGAUUUCAGAUUGGGGGGGGUCUAUAAUAUUCCCCUAUGUAAAACUCUGAACCCACUCACAUUUGGUGCUUAGUGACUACAAUGGACUGGAGAUACCAAGUGUCUAUAAGGGGGGACAGCACCCCGAAAUGUUUUGUAUUACAUAGGUCAGUUUUUUCAAGUAACUGUUACUCGCAACUUAAAGGGGAACUAUCAUGAACGGGAAUCAGCUGAACUUGGCCCAGUACUGACAGUCAGAUUGUGUUCUGAGCAGAGAGGAGUGGGAGGGUCCAACCAUUCUUGACCGACAUCUAAGGUUCAACCAAGGUCGACUGGGCUGGUGGGAAACGGGAAAAAAACCUGGUGGGCUCUGCCCGCCCAGAACCGAUCCCUGCUGGGUGUGUUCUCCAUACCUCCCCCCGGGACCCUGCCACCUACCCAACCCCCCCUCCCGAAGCAAUUAAGUAUGUGUGCUCAGGGGAGGGGUUGGGUGUGCAGUGGGCACCCAUGGGGGAAGUGUGGGGACCAUGGUGGAGAUCCCUUGGGGGGUACGGGCCCCUGCUGGUAUCCCCAGUGGUCCCUGCAUGCCCAAAGUCCAACCCUAAGUUCAACCCCCACCUGCCCUUCCUAUCUGAUAGAAAACCUGGAGAAGAAAAAAUAAGAUUGAUUGAAUUAUUUAUAUGUAUGUAAGCUAAUCAGUAACAGAAUAUAUGGGCCCCCGCCCAGCCGGGCUCCGUUCCUUUACUCCCCCUAUGCACGUGUUUGCGGAUGAGGGGUGUGGCCUCAUGACAUGCUGCAGCAAAUCAGCUUUAGCUCUGAUCUGUCACUCACACAUUUCCGCAUCACUGACACACCCCCAGGAGGCGGAGAUUCCAGAGGGCGGGAGGGUGGGAGGCGGCUUUAAAUAAUUACCCGUAACUGUGCGACCAGCAGCAUUUUUAAAAGCUUUAAAUUGAAAGUUUGUCCAGACUUUAUAUUUUCAGUAUUAGAAAAACAUUUUUCAUGAUUGUCCAAAAGUUUAGCUUUUUGCACUUUUAUACCACAGAACUUUGUAACGUUUAUUUUUGUUUCGCUAAAAGUUUUUAUUUCUGAUGAAAAAUAAAAGUUCACUGACACUUC